GUGUGUAUCCACGCCAGCUGAAGUGUGAUGUUUUCACCGCUCAUUUCAUACUUUAACCUACAGUGUUUUAUCUCGUGAAAAGGUUUGAAUUGUUUCUUAAAGGAAAACAAACCGCCAUCAGACAUGCAGACAGAGAAAGAGGAUGAGGACGAUGCAUCGCCUGAGGAGUGCUUUGCUCGGUCCGAUUUCACUGGAGGUGGCAGCGACCAGCUUAGUUUCAGCAGCGGGGACAAACUGCUUGUGCACGCCAAGCCUUCAUCAGACUGGUGGUGGGCAGAGCUGCGGGGGGUCAGAGGUUAUGUCCCUGCCAGCUACUUGCGCACGGGUGCUGCUGGGGAGGAGGAGCAGGAGGAGGAGGAGGAGGUGGAGGUGGACGACGACGACACCUCCCUGGAGGAUCCAUGGCAGGAUGAAGAAUACUUUGGCAGUUAUGGGACACUGAGGCUUCACUUGGAGAUGUUGUCAGACAAGAGUCGCACUGAGGCGUACCGGCAGGUCAUUCGCAGCAACAGUGCUUCCCUGAGGAAUAAGGUGGUGAUGGACCUCGGCUGUGGGACUGGCAUCAUCAGUCUGUUCUGCGCUCAGCUGGCACAACCUUCAGUGGUGUAUGCUGUGGAGGCGAGCUCCAUGGCGGAUUACACCAGGCAGCUGGUGAAGCAGAACGAAUGUGAGGAAGUGGUUACGGUGCUCCAGGGGCGAGCUGAGGAGAUCGAGCUACCUGAGCAGGUGGACGUCCUGGUGUCUGAGUGGAUGGGUAACUGCCUGCUGUUUGAGUUCAUGGUGGAGUCAGUCCUACUGGCCCGGGACCGCUGGCUGAGGGAAGGUGGCGUAAUGUGGCCCUCUUCUGCAGCCCUCGCCCUUGUGCCAUGUCAGGCUGACACCUAUUACGCAGAGAAAAUGGCCUUCUGGGAGAGACCCUAUGGCCUGGACUUCACCCCUCUUCAGCCUUUGGCACAGCAGGAGUUCUUCACCAAACCCAAGUUCAGCCACCUCAUUGAGCCCAGUGACUGCCUCAGCGCUCCCUGUGAUGUCAUCUACCUGGACAUGUACACUCUGCAAGUCAAAGACCUGGAGGAAAUAAAGGGUCAAUUUCAUUUCUGUGUGGAGAAGUCUGGUGUUUUCCACGGAUUCACUGCCUGGUUCACUGUUCAUUUCGAGAGCCUGGAGACAGGAGGUGCAACAGUGGAGCUGAACACCGGACCUAACUCUGAGCCGACACACUGGAAGCAAACUCUGUUCAUGCUCGACAGGCCGGUCAGUGUGUAUGCAGGAGACUCGAUCAGUGGAACCAUUGUCCUGCGCAGGAACCCCGUCUGGAGACGCCACAUGACCGUUACACUGCACUGGAACAUUAACAGCACCACAGAGGAAACAGACAACUGCCAGGCAAACAUCAAAUCUGUCGGGACAAAGAGUUUCCCCAUGUGGAGGUGACAGACCCUCACUGUGUCCAUCAGCGGUGGAGAUCCACAGAAAACCACUCUAAUGCAACC
Messenger RNA from Seriola dumerili (greater amberjack), 1493 nucleotides. RefSeq names its product protein arginine methyltransferase 2 (gene prmt2). Gene Ontology annotation, biological process: peptidyl-arginine methylation. The transcript has 9 exons. Gene Ontology annotation, cellular component: nucleus. The record is from RefSeq and is a predicted model, not a curated record. The coding region runs from base 124 to 1434 and encodes 436 amino acids. Gene Ontology annotation, molecular function: protein binding; protein-arginine N-methyltransferase activity. NCBI's taxonomy places the organism in Eukaryota, Metazoa, Chordata, Actinopteri, Carangiformes, Carangidae.